ACACAAUAAUUUUUAUUUUUCAAUUAUGUGGUAUAUAAUUGAAUCUUUUUGUAAAUCAUUGAAAGUGUUCUAAAAACUAUAAAACAGGUUACAUUUAAAUUAAUUUUAUUAUUAUAGUAAUUUUAGAAUUUUUAAAUUGUUCAAAUAAGUACAAGAAUAAAAUUUAAAAUGAGAAAUUUCUGGUGCGUUGUUUUUACAGUUAUAGUGUAUGUGUUAAGUUGUACGUCACAAGAAACUAAUUAUAUAGAUAAUUACUGGUCAUAUAUCGAAGAAGAUUACGCAUACCUUCAUGAUAAUAACAAAAAAAUACUUGGAUUUAAAUUUAAUGAAUUAAAGUACGAUAAUUAUUCAAUUUUGGUGAAGGCUAGAACUUUAAAGUAUUUAUUUUUAAUUUCCUAUUAUGGGUUAUUGGCUAUUAUUAAAGACGAAUUAGAUGUAUCAUCCACUACUUUAAGAGAUAAAUUAAUUGACAUAAAGGGUAAGGUUGAACUUUUCAUGAAUAAGAAUUAUGGACCUAUGGAGAUUUUGAAACAAGUAGACAAUUUAUUUGCUGUAUAUAUGACACCAUCUACAUUUUGCUUAAAAUUUUUUAAUAUCAUGUCCCGAGAAGUUUCCAAUUGGUUCCCAGAACAUCUUCACUAUAAUGCAACGUAUAAAACUCUGACAACUGAAUAUGAUUGGUCAAUAUACAAAAAUAUCGGAGAUAGUGUAGUUAUGAAUAAUACACUGAUGUAUCCGCCUCGCAAAGAACAACCACUGCAUGAAUUAUGGACUAUUAUUGAUAAUCUAAAAUUAUUUUUGUUAAAUGAAUAUAAGUGUUUCGACUAUUCAGAAUUUGAUAAUUUAUUGUAAUAUUCUUCAUACUAUUAAUCUUAAAUAUUGAAAAAUAUGAUUUUAAUUAUUUAGAUGUAUUAAUCUCAAAUAAUAACUAUAACGUGAUCAUAAACUGCGCUAAAUUUACUUUUUUAUUUGUUAACUGCUCGCCGAUUUUUUUCUAUGAUGAAAAAUGUGCGUUACAGUUUUUCUAUAGAUCGGUUAAUAAUAUUCUGUGCUAAUUAUAGAACUAGCAGAAAAUAUUCAUUCGUUGAUUUUUUACACCUAUUUUUAGCCAUAGAAAAACUCGAGCACAAAUUAUACACUUUUUUUUAUCUGAAGAAAAACCGGAUCGCAGAUUAUAUACUACCAUUUUCUUACCUGUAAAAAACUAUUGAUUGAUUAACAAUUUAACGAAAAAAUUAAUACAAUUACUAUUUUAUGUAAUUUUUUCUUUUCGUUGCUAGUAAUUUUGUUAUUAUCUUAAUAAAUAA
This is a messenger RNA of Daktulosphaira vitifoliae (grape phylloxera), 1307 nucleotides long. RefSeq lists its product as uncharacterized. The coding region runs from base 169 to 852 and encodes 227 amino acids. The record is from RefSeq and is a predicted model, not a curated record. Lineage: Eukaryota; Metazoa; Arthropoda; Insecta; Hemiptera; Phylloxeridae. The transcript has 2 exons.